AUGAGAUUUCUACUAUACCGACAUUUUCCGUUAUCCGUUACGUUCAGCAAUCAGUUCAAAUAAAAUAAAAAUAAACGUCAAAAAGAAAAUCAAAUUUAUAAGUUAUUUAAUUUUAAAGUGUAAAAUUAUACAACACGAUGUUUUUUCAGAUAUCACCAGUCAGAAGAGAAAAGAAACCCAAACCUACAGUCAAGGAAAAAUCUCCAGAAAAAAUAGAAAUUCUCUCUUUAGGACCUUUCACAGUAGCUCCAAAGUUAUUUUUUGAUGAAGUAAAAAUUGGAGAACCAGCAACAUGCAAAUUAUUAUUAAGAAAUCCAACUAAACAGGAUAUGAGUAUUUUCUUAACAAAAAAAGUACCAUUAGAGCUAAAUGUUAGAUAUAAUUGGGAGAGUGCAACAAUUCACAGCUUUUCGGAGGUUAUGUUUGAAAUAACAUGGACUCCUAUGGAGAAGGAAGCAUCCUACCAUAAAAUUUCUUUUGAAAAUAAUACAAGAACAGUCCACAGAGAUGUGCCUAUUGUUUUUAAAACAGCUUCACCUUCUAAGGCAAAACCCGGAAAGAAAACGAAACUCAGAAAAUCACCAACAAAAAAAUAUUAUCCAAUAAAACCGCCGUACAUAUCCCCAAAGCGCUUUUCACCAUCACCGAAGAAAAGAUCGCAGUACAAAAAGUCACCCUCACCGAAAAAAACUUUCAAACCCCAAGUAUUUACUUCCUAUCAACACGAACAUAUUACCCAACAUGAACAUGUUAUCCACGCCGAACCAAUUAAGUACUACACUUCCAAAGGUAAGGAGAAUGUACAUACUGCAUAUCUAUCCGAGAGAGUCACUACUGAAAGCUUUAUAUCUGCAGAGAAAGUAAAUUUCGUGGAAUAUUCCAAGAAAAUCGCAAAUGGGGGUGAGAGAAGAGGCACGUUUGUCCUUAAACGAGAAAACUCUGAGAUUUUCAACGAUAGUUUGGAAAUGAACAAUGAAAAUGAAUGUCCCAAUGGUAAUACACAAAUACGACCUCCCCUAACAUCCUACAACGGGGAUAUCUUAACUCCAGACGUAUCAUUAGGUACUUACUUCAAACAAAAGUCCUCCAUGCCAGACUCGCCCAAAUAUGACUUCGAGUACAAGCUGACGCAGCUGCAAUCAUUUUGUUUCACACCAACAAAAACACCUGUAACAACCAAACGAAAAACGAGAUUUCAAACAGAUUUUGAAAGCACAGUUAAAAUGACCAAAGAGAACACUUUUGACAUUCCAGAUCUUCCUCCAAAUUUAAAUUUAAGCUCAGAAACUUACACAAAAUCAAGAUUAAGUUCGGAGACAUACGUGAAAGAUAACACCAGUUUUGAAACUUACGUUAAAGGUAACUUGAGCGGAGAGACAUAUACAAAAGAUAAUUCAUUAGGUAAUUGUGAAAAUUUAAGUCCUUUGUCUACGAAGGUGUCACCGAUACGCCAAAAGAGGUUUAGCCCUGAGCCUUGUAGGACACCGAGUUUAGCGUCUUAUUUACAGGACGUGAAUAACGUGAAGAAUAAAAAUUUUUCUCACAUUCAAAGAUCAACGAUCGACGAUUCGUUGAACGCUAGCAGUUUUAGUUCAAGACUUGAUUAUGACUCAACCUUAAAAGCAAAUCAGUUUAAUUUUACAAAACCGGUACUAAGCGAUGUCACUUUGAAUUUCACUACCAAUAGUCAAUUUGAAGGGAAUAUUACGAAUGAUUUCAAUUUUGCAAAGCCGAAUAACUUCACUUUUUCAACACCCGAAGUAGCCGUUAACAGACAUAUUAAUUUUCAAAGAAAUGACCCUUAUAGUAGACCAGAUAUCAGCCAGACCAGUUUUAUCAUGUCAGAUCGUCCACUCAGCUCUAUUCAAGAAGAAUCAUUUGACGUGAGUCAUUCUACCACUCGAAAAAAAUGUGACUUAGACUUAACAGCAAACUUUGCCAAACCUGGCGGUGGUCUGACAGGACCACAGAAUUGGUCUAGAAAAGGAGGAGCUGCACUUAGAGUAGCAAAGAAUACCUCCGGUCUCAAUUUGAAAAAGUUUAUGAUCAACAAAUCUGAAGACGGGCGCAAAGAGAAGAGAAAAGAAGAAGCGAUUUCUGAGAUCAGUAGAAGAGAUACUAAUACAGUAAUCAUACAGAAUCCGUUUUUGCUAGCUGCUACUAAUAUGGUUGAUCCGUUUAUAACGCCGCAUCUCUUCGUAGACGAAAGUUGGAUUGACGAACAAGAGCUUUAUUUCAAAAAAUGGUUGAAUUCGCUGUUAACACCUCCUCAAGAACUGUAUUCCGAAGAUAAAAUCAUAGAUGUAGCUAAAGUGUGGCAAGAGUGUAAGAAGAGAGAAGUAGAGGCAGCUCCUACUAAAGAAGAAAUCUCUAACAAGUAUCACGUAAAUGCAAAAUUGAAUAGUUUGAGAAAAUCCGCUCAAACUUUGUACAGAUCCAAGGAAAUUACUAAUGUUCUAUCUAAAGUUUUAGCUGCUGUAGAUAACGGCAAGGUGAGCAUUCGACAAGAUAAAGAUGUUCAUCUUAAUCUCUCUAUAAAGUCUGAUGUAAUGUCUCAUUUGUUGAGUUAUAAUCCUUUAUGGCUCAGAAUUGGCUUGGAAACUAUUUAUAACGAAAUAAUUCCAUUACAUUCUAAUUCAGACAUCGUCGGACUGAGCACCUUUUUGAUCAAUAGGUUAUUCAAAAAUCCCAUGUUGAUAAAGAAAUAUAAGUCUGUUCACGCUGCAAAAUAUAUACUGGACUUCAACAAAUUUUUCUUAAAGAAAUUUUUAAUUCUAGUAUAUUUCCUAGAUCAAGCUAAAACGAAAAAGUUAAUACCUCAUAAUCCUUGUUUAUUUUGUUCCACAGGCAAAGUAAAAGAAAGCAAGGAACUGUUGCUUAUGUUAGCUAGAGAGUUACUAUCAGCAGUCGGUGAUAUUACCAAGUUUCUGAAGUUUUCUGGAUAUAUAGUCACGCAUGUGCAGACUUACAUCCAUGAAUUUGAUUACGCAGUCAAAAACUUGGGAGUAGAUCUAAGAGAUGGCGUACGACUAACUAAAGUCAUGGAAAUUAUUCUUCUUAAAGAAGAGUUAACAAAUAGUUUGAGGGUGCCAGCUAUAUCACGUUUACAAAAGGUGCAUAAUAUGAAGUUGGUGUUUGAUUCCUUAGAAAGUGCUGGUUAUAAGAUCUUGUACGACAUUUCACCCAAAGACAUAGUCGAUGGCCAUCGGGAGAAAACUAUGUCCUUCUUAUGGCAGAUUAUUUACAAGUUUGAGGCACCCCUCAUGGUCAAAUGUGCUAGUACUAUACAAACGUGGUUCAGAAGCCUUCCUGUUGUUCUGAAACGAAGAAAAUUACAGAGACUACAUCUCCAGAAAGAAAAUGCGGCUAGGAAAAUACAGAAUUGGUAUAGAAGGCAAAAAUUUGUAGCAAAAUUAGAAGAAUUUACCUAUUUCUUAACACACUACUUAAAUUUAAUUAAGUCAGAAAGAGCUGCUAUCAAAAUACAGUCCUACUACAGAAUGUAUAAGCAAAAAGAUGCUUACAAGAAACAAAUCAUGGCAGUAAAUGGAAUACAGAAGUACUGCAGGGGAUGGCUGAUCAGAAAUUUCUAUAAACAACGCAUAAAGAGUGCCGUCCUAAUCCAAAGUCACUUAAGAAUGUUCCUGGAAAGAACUAGAUAUCUAAGAAUUAAGAAAGCUGUACAAAUUAUACAAAGAUGGUAUAAAUCCAAGAAACAGGUGCAGCUUGAAGUGAACAAGUACCAAAAGCUAAAAACUACUGUCAUUUUUGUUCAGCAAAAAUGGAAAGCUAGAGUUUUAGCUAAAAGGGAAAAACUGCAAUACGAAAAACUAAAAUCAACUGUAAUAAAUGUGCAGAACAUUUUUAGAGCCAAUCGUUUAUGUAGAAUUGAGAGACAAAAGUACCAAGUGAUAAAAUCAAGUACAAUAUACAUACAACGCUGGUACAGGUCUAUUAAAGAGAUGAGAAUUCACAGAGAACAAUUUUUAGAACUAAAACGUAUCGUGAUUAUCGUUCAACAACGUUAUAUUGCUUUAAAAAUAAUGAAAAAGGAACAAACACAAUAUCAACAAAUAAAAAGUGCGUGCAUAACACUACAACAACAAUAUCGAGCUCAGAAACUAAUGAAAGCAACUAGGAUUCAAUAUCUACAAUUAAGAAAAGCUGCGAUUGUAUUCCAACAAAGAUAUAGAGCCAAAAAAUUAAUGCAAAAACAAAUACUGUAUUACAAGGCUUUACAAAAAGCUGUUCUAAUCGUUCAAGCACGUUAUAGAGCUAAAUUAGAGAUGCGAACUGCUAGUCAACAGUUUGUUACUAUUAAACAAGCGACUAUAAAAAUCCAAGUGUGGUAUAGGUCAAUUCUGUACAUGCGCAGAUGUCGCGAAUAUUACAGAUCUCUUCAAAGAGCCACUAAGAUACUCGAACAACGGUACAAAGCAAUAAUACUCAUGAGAAAGGAAAUGUCAAGGUAUCAGAGUAUAAAAACUGCCACUUUAGUAAUUCAACAUCGUUAUAGAGCUUUAAUAAAAAUGCGAACCUGUCAAGAUUAUUACAAUAGAUUAAAGUUGUCUACAAUAUUUAUACAAAGAAAAUAUAGAGCUAAUAAAGCUGCAAAAUCACAAAGAAGUUAUUACUUGCAGAUGAAAAACGCAGCUGUUACAUUACAAACGAGAUAUAGAGCCAAACGAGAGAUGGUUUCCUGUAGAACAUCAUUUAUAUCAAUAAGAAAAGCUGUGGUCGUUGUUCAAUUACGUUAUAGAGCCAAUCAGUUAACGAAAAAAACGCAACAAGAGUACCAACAGUUACUAAAAUAUACUGUAAUAAUACAGCGCAUGUGUAGAGCCAAACGCUUAAUGCUAAACGAAAAAAAUAAUUACUUGAAAUUAAGACAGUCAGUUGUUAAUAUUCAGUGUAGGUGGAGAGCAAGGAAGCUCGAAAAGGAACAAAAACAAGCAUAUCAAAGUCUAAGAAGAGCUGUGAUUAAUAUUCAACAAAAAUGGAGAGCAAUUAAGUUAGCUCGAGAAGAACAAAAGCAUUACGAAAUAUUACGUAGAACGGUAAUACUCAUUCAACAAAAAUGGAGAGCUAAAAGACUGUGUCGAUUCGAAAGAGAAAGAUAUUUACAUUUAAGACAAGCUGCUUUAACCGUCCAGGCGCAUUGGAGAGCAAGAAAAGUAGGACAUGUUGAGCGCCAUCACUUCAUCAACCUCAGGACUACUACUAUAGUUGUACAAAGAAGAUUUAGAGCAACGGUACAAGCCAAAAUAGAGAGAACGAGAUUUAAUACAGUACGAAAUGCCGUGAUAGUUCUUCAAUCAAGAUGGAGGGCUUAUAAACUAGCAAAAAUACAACAAGAAAAGUACAAAAUUCUACGAACAAAGACUAUUUUGAUACAACGACUUUGGAGAGCUAAGGUUGCAUGUGUAACAGUCAGACAUAACUAUUUGGAGCUACGAGAACAUGUUUCGAUAAUUCAACAAAGAUGGAGAGCUGUUUUAUUGUACAGAAAACUAUAUAGAGAGUACAGUAAAUUGAAAAAAGCAGCCAUUUUUAUACAGCAAAAAUGGAGAGGUAAAGUUGAAACUAGGAAUAUAAGAACAUAUUACGAAAAACUAAGAAAAGCUGUUAUUUUUGUACAAAAUAAAUGGAGAUCUAAAAGAUUAGCCAGAAGUGAUCGCAAAAGAUAUCUUCAGUUAAAAUGUACAACCGUUCUUAUACAAAGACGUUGGAGAUCCUUGAAAGUAACCAAAGAAGUCAAGGAAGUAUAUCAAAAAUACAAAAAAACUGUUAUUUUUGUUCAGAAACGUUGGAAGUCCAUUCAUUUAAUGAGAAUUGAAGUGCAACGAUACACUUUAUUAAAACGUAUUACAAUAUUAGUUCAGAGAAGAAUUAGAGCAAAUUUAGAAAUGACAAAACAAAGAAAACAGUAUUUAAUCACGAGAAACUCGGUUAUUACGAUUCAACGAUGGUACAGACGUUGUGUACAAGCUAGGAAAGAAAAGGAGGUAUAUUUAGCGAAGAUAAAAGCAGCUAAGGAAAUACAAAGGUAUGCCAGAGGGUAUUUGGUGAGACGGAAGUAUGCAGAUUACUUUACUCCAGAAGCCAGGGAGCACCGAAGAAUAGAAAAAGUUCAAAACGCAGCUGCUGUAAAAAUACAGUCUUACUGGAAAGGCUACAAGACGAGAAGUAUCGCAGAUCCUGCGAUGUCUAAAAUACGAGAAAGAUUCAUGAAAGCCAAUGCCACCGCUGUAGCUGAGAACACUUUACAAUUUAAAUGUAAUGCAGCUUUGCAAACGAUUGCAUUGGAAAAUUCUACAUUAUUCCAUAUCAACCACGCGCUUGAAGAUAUAGAUUAUGCUAUCAGAAGAUGCAAGAAGAUCUGUGUCUCACUAAGAAAUCUCUUGCCCGACCAACUCUACCUAAUGCUGAGUUCUACAGCGAGGUCUUUGCCCGAAAUGCACGCCUGCAUUUACUCUGUGAACAUUUUAAUAAGCUUCAACAAACUGAAAGAGACCAAAGACUACAGCUUCGUUCCGAGUUAUAUAGAAAAACUGAUAACGCUGAUGAUGAAUUGGUGCGAUAAAGAAUCGCAGCUAUUCCCGGCGCUGUGUACCCUAUUUUGGCUGUUUUCUCAUACUCCACGAUGGAGGAGAUUCAUUUUAGAUCUGCCCAAUAUCAAACAGAAAUUAGAGAAGAUCAAAGGAUUGGUGACGAGGAAAGCUAACAUGGUGAAGAAGCAAGUGACCAAAGGAUCCACUGUGUUCGCUAGUUAUAAAACCUUACCCACACCUUCGUUGUUGCCUGACUGGGGAUUAGAGUAUAAGAAGAAUCCAUUCGCCUUUACUAAUUCCGUACACGGACUGAAUUCGCUGAUGGCCAGUCUAUCAAUUUAAGAAGUGUUUCUAACAAGUAUUGUAUAUUUUUAAAAUGUUGAUGGAUUUUUAAAGUAUUGGUCUUUGUCUAUUAUAAUAGCGAAUAUAAAGCGAAUGGAUUAUUUCGCCUUUACUAAUUCCAUACAAUCCGACAAGCAAGAGCUGGCGGGUGACCUUAAUCGCGGAUGUCACAAAUGCGUGGUUGCCAUAUCAAAAAUUUAGUUGGUGAACUCAUAGCCGACAGCAAUAGGAAUGAGCGAUCCCUUCCACUUUUCAAUUUGUUCUACGCGCAACCCGCCAGCACUCACUUGUUGGAUACUACACGGAUUGAAUUCGCUGGUGGCCAUUUUAUCGAUUUAAGAAGAAACUGUUUCGAAUAUAUUAUACUAGUAUUGUAUAUUUUUAAAAUAAAGUUAUUAAGUGUU
This is a messenger RNA of Diabrotica virgifera virgifera (western corn rootworm), 7297 nucleotides long. It is a transcript of the gene asp, whose product is annotated as abnormal spindle-like microcephaly-associated protein homolog. The transcript has 6 exons. Gene Ontology annotation, molecular function: protein binding. The record is from RefSeq and is a predicted model, not a curated record. NCBI's taxonomy places the organism in Eukaryota, Metazoa, Arthropoda, Insecta, Coleoptera, Chrysomelidae. Gene Ontology annotation, cellular component: spindle pole. Gene Ontology annotation, biological process: establishment of meiotic spindle localization; mitotic cell cycle; spindle organization. The coding region runs from base 138 to 6893 and encodes 2251 amino acids.